Messenger RNA from Caenorhabditis sp. 36 PRJEB53466, 1859 nucleotides. The record is from the annotation of a GenBank genome assembly. NCBI's taxonomy places the organism in Eukaryota, Metazoa, Nematoda, Chromadorea, Rhabditida, Rhabditidae.
AUGGUCGUGGCGAGAUCUCAUUUAGUGCGUAAAGUGAGUGAAUCCAUUAAUAUUGUGAGUGCCUCACAAUAUUUUGUCGUUAUUUCCCACUUCUCGCGGUUUCUUCUCCCUCUUUUCCGUCUCAUUUGCCACGUCAGUUGUCUCGAUGCUCCGUCACUUGCUCCGCGAGCACACACACACACAAUUGAUCCCCCUCCCUCAUGACACUUUAAAAUACACACAAAAAGAGGUCCUUUUGUUUUUUUUUCUGAAAUUGUGUUUAGUUUUCGCUUUGUGCGUCUUUCACGUUUGUGGGUCUCGCCACGAAAAGUGGAAUAUCUUCAGAAUUACUGGUUUUGAGGGGAAAUAGGUUGUAAGAAAGUUGUAGAGCAUGAAAUUUGCAACAAAUAUCUAGUUGACAACUUUUGAGAAUAAGUAUUUGCUCUCGAGAUAUAGGUCUCCAAAGAUAGCUUUUGUUUUGCAACUUUUCAAAGGCAAUCUGAUAGGGGCCGAGGUACUUUUAAUGAUAUUAGUGGCCAUCUUUAAGUUGUCUUACAUUUUUUUCCUUCGUUUUUCACUCUCCAAACUGUACUUACCAACCAGACAUCCCCAAUACCAAUACCGUGUAUUCAACGCGUUAUAUCUCAGCUAUCAAUAGAGAUAUCAAAAAGUGGUCAACUGAUGAAAUGUACAGAAUUUCUUGCCAAACAUUUCAUCAGUUGACCACUUUUUGAUAUCUCCCCCCGCAACCGAGAUAUCCUUGAUUUCCAGAUGGCCUCCCGCGGACACGUGUUUUGCGUGGGCGUCUCCAGUUUCCUGGCCGUUUGCUCGUUGAUUUUGCUCGUCGUCGUCCUCUUUUCCGCGUCGUUCCGAUACAAUUUGGACAAUUUGGAGGGCACCAAAAACUACGGACUCUUCCGAUUCUGUUAUACGCCCAAAACGGACUCACAAUCGCGAGACGGUAAUUUUUGUGGAAUUAAAAGCAACACCACCUGAAAAAUGUUCGUUUUCAGAUGACAGUAACUCGAAGACGUGCCACCUACGCAACUACAUUAAUUCGGAUUACUGUACAGAACGUCAUCGCGCCACUUUUAAUCACGAAAAAUCGGCGAGAAACUGUUUUGGUGGUUGGUUUUAUUAUCAUUGCAAACAUAGCAAUUACUUUUAAAAAAACUUGAGGGCCACCUGGUCCUUUAAUUAAAACACUUGAAAUUUUUCCAGAUUUCGAGCUGGCCACAAUAAUCCUGAUCGCCGCCUCUAUGGCCUGCUCCAUUUUGGCCGUUUUCUUCUCAAUUUGCACAAUUUUCACGUCAUUCGGAGCAUUGGCUCAGAGUGUUGUGCUCGUUUCGGCGGGUGAGAAACUGGAAAAGUUCUGAUUUGCCGCGUGUAUAUCACCGCGCGCAACUCCGAAAAACCAGUGGUCCAGGUGAUGUAGCUGUAACGCUUUUGCCGUCGGCGCGGUCGACCAAAGUUCGAUGCCGACCGGCGUCAAAAGUCUUUUGCUUUGUUUCUCCGCACCUAAUUUGAUGUGUUUUCUGCAAAAAUCUAGUUUUUCAGCCAUUUGCUCUCUGUCCGGUUUCCUCACAUUCACCUACAAUUACGAGUUGAAGGACAAUCAGUACGAAGUGAUCAGCGGAUAUCAAUAUCAGGUGGGAGACAAAGUACAAGUGGUUUUUGUGUUUUACAUGGUGGCCCACCGUUACCCGUCCAAAAAAAGUGUUCGAAUAUUGUAGAUCCACUACGGCUGGGCGUACUACGUGUUCGGCGUCUCCUCGCUGCUCCAAUGGUCUUCAUUCGUGUGCAGUCUGUUCGGAUCCGCGUUCCUUCUCGUCAACAAGAACAAAAAAAGACAGUCGAAAGUGACGAGCACCUCCCUUUAA